Brienomyrus brachyistius is the source of this 4667-nucleotide messenger RNA. RefSeq names its product coiled-coil domain containing 14 (gene ccdc14). The record is from RefSeq and is a predicted model, not a curated record. Bases 366 to 2906 code for a protein of 846 amino acids. The transcript is spliced from 14 exons. NCBI's taxonomy places the organism in Eukaryota, Metazoa, Chordata, Actinopteri, Osteoglossiformes, Mormyridae. Gene Ontology annotation, cellular component: centriolar satellite. Gene Ontology annotation, biological process: protein localization to centrosome.
UUUCAUGGAAAGUGCCGUUUUACGGCUUUGCUGUGCUGGUGUUCGGUGAAUUUCCUAAAUAACAUUUUAAUCAUACGUUGUUUUUUCCAGUUUCUCUAGUGGAAUUGUAAAUGUCUAUUGAUUUUCUUAUAAAUGUGCUCUCUUGGUUUUAUAGACUUAAAUAAGACAAAAAACACCUGUAUGUCGAUGAAGAUUUAAGACUUUUGACAGCUGCAGAGACGAUUGUUUUGUUUAGUUGUCAUGUAUAAUCUGAUUAGCUCCUGAUUGUGUUAUGAAUUUCAUAUAGGUAACUUUCUAGUUGUCAUGUAAUCUUUCUUUUAAGUAUGGUAAUUCCUUUUUAGUUUUGUUAAUGUGAACCUCCAAUAAUGGCUAAGCAAGGACUUGUUAAACAGCACAAGGUAAUCUCAUCAGGAAGGCUGAUCGGCUCUGGCAGAGGAACAGCAGGAAAAAAGAAGGUGCAAGGUAGAUGCCCAGUCCCUGUGGAUCCCUGUUAUUCUCUUUAUUCCACAGACUCUGAGGAUCAGGUUACAACCAUACACAAAGGACUAGAUCGAUGUGCUGCUUUGCUAAAUGGAAUUCUUAAGACUGAAAAAACAGAGGCCAAGUCAUCUCGCUCCAAACCUGAAAGACCGGCCCCCUCAAAAGCCAAAUCAAAAUUAGCUCCUGGAAAAGGUGAGGUUGUGAGGAAGAAGCCCCUGAGGCGGAUUUGCUCGAUCGCCCCCUCAGAUACGAGAUCAGCUGUCCAAAAGAAGAUUCUGUCCUCGCAGGCAUUCCCUGCAGUGCAAGAGCAGCACUGUGUUCACGCACUUGAGACUCCCUUUGGGCGGCCAGUGCCAGCGCCCGGGGCCAAGCCCUCCUCAGGGUCCAGGCCAGGCGCGGGUCAUCAGGCACACAUCCAGAGCAGCCCCCCAAUCACAGAGCUGAAGAAUCCUCCUCUUUUUAACUGUUGGUUGACAACCUCCACACCAGCCUCGAGUGCCGACGGGGCCAAUAAUUCAGUGCCCAGUGAACCUUGCGUGUUGAAUUCUGCACUCUGCCAAAGGUGCUCCAGCAGAGAGGACUACACACCCCUCAAAUCCGAUCGUCUUGCCUGUUCUGGCCCAGCGGCCGUUGGGUCCUUGUGUGAGGAGCCCAUGUGGGGCACUAGGCUGACUCCGCAGAGCCCUGUGCCUGACAGCCAGGGGUCAGCACUCCGGUGGCCAGAGGGUCCAGCUUCUUUACGAGCGCUGUGUGAUCCUGUGCAGCUGCAGCGAAGUGUGCCCGAUAUGGGGGCACAUGGCGGGGGUGAACUCCAGCCGGCUGCAUCGGGGGAAACUUCGGAGUAUAGCGAGGGCAGCUCAACGGAAGAUGACGAGCUGGACUGUGUGGACGUCACACCUGUCAGGGACAUGGGAUGCCAGAGUGGCCUUGAGAAGCAUCAACCGCCCCCCCAGGAAAAAUCUCUGAGCCCCGAGAAGACUGCCAAGAAGGUCCUGACUGUCAGAGGCCUCCUUGGGGAGCUGAAGGCCCUGGUGGUUAGUAAAGCUGACUGUGAGGCUCUUCGUUUAAUCGCCGAGGUCGAGCAGAGCAUCAACCUCCUCCCCUCCUUGGUGGCCGGUUCCAACAUCCAGGCGGAGAUUGCGCUCGCUGUCCAGCCACUGAGAAACGAGAAUGUACAGUUACGAAGGCGUUUGAGAAUAGUCAACCAACAGUUGAUGGAACGUGAAAGAAUGGAGAGAGAGGCCAGACCAGCAGAUUGCAACUUUGAAUUAAUCUCCCUGCAGUCCGUGAACCUGUCACUGCAGAGUCAGCUCAAGGAAGCUCAGAGAGACAUAGAAGCUCUUCAGAAGAGGAACAAAGACCUACAGCAGGAGAAUGGCAAACUAUGGAAAGAUGCAGAGGACAAACAGAGGGAGCUACAUGAGAGCAGGCAGCAGUGUGAGCUGGACAUUAUUCGUAUAAAAAUGGAUGUGGAUGCCGCUCUCUCAGAGAUGAAAAGCUACCAGUUCAAACUCCAGGAGUCACAAGAGGAGAACAACCUACUGAAGUUGCACCUCCAGCAGAAGGAGGCAGAGAUCAACAGGUUGAAAGAGCUGACUAGGCAUCUUCCUGAUAACCAAUCCGGUCUCUCAGAGUUUCAUCGGGAAAAUUAUGCAUUCAAUCCAACUUCACACCUGAGUAAAACCGUUUUGGACUUGUUUGAAGAUAAGCAGAAGGUGGCCUGCCUGUUAGACCCUGCUUCUGAUCCGGUACACGUGUACCUGAAGACUUUGGAUACAAGCGGCCAGGUGCCUUUGGAUCAUGGGUACUCUUCUGACAAACCCUCUACUCGCUCUGAGUGGGACAGCAGAGGAACAGUCAAGCUGCCAGAAGGUGACCACCCACCAAAGCACAGAGGAAUAGGCGCCACUGAGAAUAAGCUUUUUAAUUUCACCCUAUGCAAGGUUCCAGAGUUAGAGAAGACCUCCUACAUCCCAUUGAAGGAAACCAAAAAAGUACAACAGUCAGUAAGUCCACCAAAGUUGUUGGAAAGUAAAAACACAAUGCUAAAUGGGCAAGAGCCAAAGAUCUCAUCACACUCCUUGGAAAAAUUGCACCUUUACAAGAAUCAUUUAUCUGGCAGGGCUGCCUUAGAUGAUGCUGAUUGUGACUUCCCUAUAACGAACUUGGCUGUGACUCAUCCUUCUCGUUCUAAAAACGUCACACCGUUGAGCGAACAGCAGCACCUUGUUCCUCCCAAGAACGUCAGUGUGUCCACCCUGGAUUCUACCACCCUGUCCUACGAAGACAAAUCCAUGGUUUCUAACUGCAGCUCCAGCUCCUGGACCACAUUCAACACCCAGGAUGAGUUGGACUUCAGGAGCGGGCUUCGGAUCCCUGCAGCACUGCAUCGGAUAAACAGGUACAGGAAAUUGAUGGAUGGGUGAUUUACAAGAUUCUUCUCAGAUUUUAUAAAAUGUGAGAUUCUUAAGUUUACUCUUAAAUAAUAUACAUGCCUUGGUUACUGUUUUUAAGGCAUUAAUUCCUGACUUCUCUCCCAUUAGUCCCGAAUUUUGGUCUUGAUUUUCAAUUGCAGGUGUAUGUGGGCCAUAUGGAUGUCAGUGAUUUGCAUGAUCAUUUGCAAAGAUGCUUCUGUGCUCACUAACAUUAUAUUUUUUCAAAGUGUCUGGGAAUUCAGUUAAGUUCUUGGAGGGAGGGAGAUAACUCUCUUGGGGUAGAUUUAAAUAUCUAAAAGAGCAUAAAUCUUAGGGCAUGGUCAGUCUACAUGGAGUACCUGUAAAAGUGACAUUCCCUGGAGUGAUUCAAUGUAGUGCUAUAUUACAUUUUAGCUCUAGGGGGCAGUAAUAUUGAAUUUUAAUGAAAAUUGUCGUUUAGGCCUUUUAGAUCUCAGAGUACUGAAAAUCAGAACGACCAAUAGAUUAUACUUAAGCUGACCAGAUAAUCCAUAUCUGGGAGGACACUUUGAGCUACUACAGGUUUAAUAACUACUUUAAAACUGAAAGGCUUCUGUGCUCAGUUCUGCUUGUGCUUUGGCUUGUUUCUUUGCUUGAAAGACCCAUCCAGGUGUUUCACACUAACAUUAGUGACACAUGCAUGGUUCUGGAAGACUGACCAACCAGCACACUGAAAAAAUUCUACGCUUAAGUCAAAUCCAGGUUCUUCUAAUUGAAAUGGUAGUUUACAAAUUCUGUCUUAACUCAAUCCGUGUUACGGAGGUCACUAAUGCCGCCUCUGAGCCAUUCCAAGAUAAUUAACAUGCUUGUUGUCUUUGAUGAAUUCGGCAGGAGGGGGUGAGGAAGCAAACUCAGCAACCCUGCUUCCAGCACUAUUGCCGAUGAAUUGGGUUUUGCAAACACUAAGGGCACAAUGAACAAUAAGUUACAUCAGUUAGAAACUGACGUGCGUUUAUAUGUGUUCUCCAGGCAUUAAGAUCUGAGGUGAACAUGUUUCACAGUGCUGACAAUUCUAAAUCAUUAACACCUGUCUAAAUCUAUCCUGUAAUGUCCCUGUGUGACCAGCAGGUGUUGCUGGCCAUCCUCUUCCCCCUCUCUGUCUUCUAGCCUUUCAGCCCUAGUGUGUUCUCCUUACUCUCCAGAUCCCUACAUAGUUCAGUAGGUUGUUCAGAGACUGUUAACCCUCUGGUUAUGGGGUUGAGGCUGGCCUGCUACAUCCGUUUAUUAGCAUUUAUUGGUUUUUAGUUUUCCCCCAUGUUUCCUAUGUUCUGUUUUGGUUUCCGGGUCUUUGGUUUGCUCUGCAUGUGUCCAGUUCACUUGUGGUCCUGUUUGUAUUUUAGUUCCUUGAUAAUUAUUCCUAGGGCAGUAAUUCCCAGUGUGUGAUUGGUGUUCUCUGUUUCAGUGAUUGUUAGAGUUCCCUAAUCAUGUGCUCAUAGUUGUAUGUUCCUCCACCUGCUGCCUGUUUCCAUCUACCAUGCUGAUUGGUUAAUUGUCUCAUGUGCCCCAUCUGCCCCCUCGUUAGUUCCGGUUAUCUGUUUGCAUUUAAGUGCUGGCUUCUACUCUGUUCUGUAUUUAGUCAGUGUGUGCAUGCUCCCUUGUCUAUGUUACUCUGCUUAUUUUCCCUAAUUGUGUUACUGUAAAUUAUGGUUUCCUUAGUUUGUUAAUACUUGUUUUAUUUUGACCUCUCCCAGUGAUUUUGUGAUUUCUCCUUUUGGUGUUCAGUUUGUGUUUAUU